Messenger RNA from Pyricularia oryzae 70-15, 1624 nucleotides. RefSeq lists its product as uncharacterized. The record is from RefSeq and is a predicted model, not a curated record. Gene Ontology annotation, molecular function: 6-phosphogluconolactonase activity; protein binding. NCBI's taxonomy places the organism in Eukaryota, Fungi, Ascomycota, Sordariomycetes, Magnaporthales, Pyriculariaceae. The transcript is spliced from 2 exons. The coding region runs from base 449 to 1624 and encodes 391 amino acids.
AAACCCCUGCAUUGGCAACGCCGCUUUGCACCAAACCCCGGAUGUUCAAUCUCCAAGAUGCCCGAUUGGGGAAAACCGGAGUCUGAAAAGCCAGACCAAGUGCUAUUUCUCCGCCUGUAGUCGCCCGGCCCCCACAUCCCACCAACCUAAACUUUCUUAACUUGUCGUCAGUAUAGCAGUAACACGACUCCACACCUGAUCAAAGGAGCUCAUUUCUCUUGGUUUCGGGUAGAGAAAAAAAAAACGGUUGUCUGUUGAUCCACAUUGUGAUGGGUGUCCGUAUACUUGCUUCCGCCGACAGUGGCGAUGCGCGUGCCGAUGAUGUAAAAGGCCAGCUGGUGCCUCGACUCGCGAAAAAGCUUCGUGACUGAUACCUACCUCCGUUUUGUUUCGUCUUUUCAUCCUCUGCCAAGAUAUCGUGGAUAGAACAAAACGCAAGGGGGAAAAAAUGCUGGCCUCGCUGCAGUCCCUGGCCCUGAGCCUUUCCCUGUUGGUUGCGACAACGGCAGCGCAGUCCAACCUCGUCGUGUCCCACUUCAACGGCAACGUCUACUCGCUCGCCUUGUCGGGCUCGCAGUUGACGCUCAAGCAGACGCUCAAGGCCGGCGGGACGUGGCCGGCCUGGGUGACGUAUGACAACGACACACGCACCGUAUACGUCAACGACGAGGCCGGCUGGAUCGCCCCGACCAUCACCGCGCUCAGCGUCUCCGCCGACGGCACCCUGGCACAGACGGCUGCUGCGAGGAGCAAUGGUGAAGUUCACAGUGGCUUGUACGGGGGAGGAGAUGGCAAGGGAUUCAUUGCUGUAGUGCAAUACGAAAACUCGGGGAUAUGGACAUACAAACUUCCCAUCACAUCAUCGUCACAGCCACUCCAGAAGCUCGGGCCCUGGACCAUGCCGGGCCCCGGCCCCGUCCCAUCCCGCCAGAACAAGCCGCACCCGCACUCGGCCUUCCCCGACCCGACGGGCCGCUUCCUACUGGCCGGCGACCUCGGCGCCGACCUGAUCCGCGUCUUCUCCAUCGACUCCAACUCUGGCCAGCUGACCUCGUGCGCCGACGUCAAGACCGGAGCCGGCGAUGGGCCCCGCCACGGCACCUUCUUCACCGCCGGCAACUCGACGGUCCUGUACAUGGUCAACGAGCUCGCCAACACCGUCACCACCUACCGCGUCGGCUACCCCUCUGGCGGGAGCGGCUGCCUGGCCCUGACCAAGGCCCAGUCCAUCUCCACCAUGGGCCCGGGCAGGGCGCCGCCGGCCGGCUCCAAGGCGGCGGCGGUGCAGCUCGUCGGCGGCCGCCACCUGUACGUGACGAACCGCAACGACAAGACGUUUGGCGCCCAGCAGGACGCCAUCGCGCUGUACGCCGUCUCGCCGACCGACGGGCUGCUGACGUUUGUCGAGACGUCCAACUCGCGCGCUUUCUUCCCGAGGACCAUGCAGGCCAACAAGGCCGGCACCAUGCUGGCGGUCGGCGGCCAGACGUCGAGCAACGUCGUCAUCUUGGAGAGGGACGCGCAGACCGGAAAGCUCGGGCGCGUGCUGGCGAAUUUGGUGGUUGGCACGCCGGGUAGGGCGGGUGAGGAGGAUGGGCUGAGUGCUGUUGUUUGGGUUGAGUAG